This is a messenger RNA of Crotalus tigris (Tiger rattlesnake), 2555 nucleotides long. RefSeq names its product TNFAIP3 interacting protein 3 (gene TNIP3). The record is from RefSeq and is a predicted model, not a curated record. Gene Ontology annotation, biological process: regulation of transcription by RNA polymerase II; cellular response to lipopolysaccharide. The coding region runs from base 1013 to 1744 and encodes 243 amino acids. NCBI's taxonomy places the organism in Eukaryota, Metazoa, Chordata, Lepidosauria, Squamata, Viperidae. The transcript is spliced from 9 exons.
UCCAGGUCAAGCUGUAUUUGUAAUCCAGGGAAGUCAGAUGACUUCAAAAACAAUUUUUAUUUAUAAUUGUAAUCCAUCCUGUAGAAAAGGGCAAUCCAAAAAGAGUCUUUUCUUUUUCAGCCACAAUCUUCAGGAUUAUAAAUUCCAAGGACACCAAACUGUUUAAACUAUAAGCUGUGUCUGGGCAUACAGCCAAGUUUUAAAACUCCAAUCAAAACAACUCAGUAAGAUAAAGAAAAGAGAGAGAGAGAAAGCAAGGUUAAAUGUAGUUCUCAGUUUUGCCACUAGAUGUCAUGAGAUGUCUGUUCCCACCAUACUUUAAACAAGUUUAAAAAGUUAAAACCAAAGUUAACAAGGAAUAAAAAAAUAUUUAUAAGUCCAAAAGUUUCCCAAAUUAUCCUUCUUUUAUGGCUCAGUUUUCUUCACAAUAUUGUUAACAGUCAUUUUUAAUUUCCCCAAAGCUUAAACCGCCGCUUAUAGUUCAGGAGGGAGGGGUAAAGAAAAAAGCCUCCUCUCCAUGGAGCUUGGGGAUUUCUUGCUUUUGAAUGCUUUUCCCAGAACUGGUAUUUUCACUUGCAGAGAGAUAAGGAAAGUAGUCUCACCCGGAUCAGCUGUUUUGCUUUCCGCUUUUAGAAUUCGUUGUCUCUGACGGUCAGCUGCUUCUGGCUGACCACAUGGGUGCAGUCAGCUUUUCUUCUUGCUGGUCCCGAGGGCUCCUUUGGAUCAAGUGAGUCAGGUGCUGCUGGCCCACGAUCUGCAAAGUUUCACCCUUUGGCUAGUAACCUCUACGGGGUGACUUUCAGUCCUAUUGGACUCCCCAGCUGGUAGAAAUUUGGCUUGGGGAACGGAACUUCAUUCUCCAGUGCUUAUCUUACAGCGAGGUCAUCGGAAACUUUGUAUAUUUACAACGAACUUAACAGAAAUAUCAUUGCAGCAAAAAAUUAUAUCAUUAGAAAAGCAGAAGCAGGAGCUUUUGUCAGUGAACUAUCAAUGGGAUCAACUAUUCAGGCAGAUGAAGCAGCGUUGUGAGAAAAAGAUCACAGAAAUGAAAGCAAAACUGGAAACUGUGCAUAAGAUUGUUAAGAAUCUUGAACGAGAAAGAUAUCAAACACAGGAAGAGUGCAAAAGACUGGGAGAUCUGAUGAGAAGCCGAUUAGCUCAGGAAAUGAAAGACAAGAACACAUUGAGGAAAGAGAACAGUUUUUUGAAACAGGAAACUACCCUUACAAGCAGAAAGAAGAUGUUUUAUGAAUGUGAAAUAAAUCGACUCAACAAGGUUAAAUCCCUUUUGGCUAUUUUGAAACAUCAAAAUACAUCCUCACAGAGAUCUCAUGUUGAGGCAUUGGAUAGAAAUUGCAACCAAGAAGUGAUGGGAAUGCAAAUCGAACUUCUCUGGGAACAGAUUCAGAUUUAUGAAGAAGACUUAAAAAAGGAAAGAUACCACAGAGAGAGAUUCGGUGAAGAGAAGAAACUUUUGCAAAAACUUAAUGAACAAUCAAAGUUCCAGCUGAACAAAUUAAAAUUUCAGAUUAAACACUUUCAGACAGAAAAUGAACUUCUUCAGAAACAAGUAAAACAACAGGCCCAAGAUUUCCAAGCACUUACAGAAAAAUAUUUCUGCCUGCAGCAGUUGUUUAUUCCUUCUUGUCUGAAUUGUGGGAAUUGUGGCCUACUUCAGCCAUUGUCUGAACCUCGAAUAACAUUGUGCUCAUGUGCUAACAGAAAACAGCAGCAGCCCCUGUAAGCUGAGUCUCUGUCAGCAAAAAGGCUCAGAGACCAAACAUGUUACAACCAGAUUCUGCAAGUGUUUAGUGAGAAUUUUGUAAUGUCAAAAAAUAUGCAACUCUACCAGCAUGCCAGAUCCCCAAAGAAAUGCAUUUUAAUCCUAUGCCUAUUUUCUACUUCUGUAGCCUUUCUUUGUGAUUCUGUUGGGAAGGGGGAGCUUUUGGGAUUGCUUUGCACUGUCUGCUAUGAUGCCCUUUCCCCAGGGGAUGGAAUGUCUCUCCCUUAUCUGAGAGACGGUUUGCACCUGGAGCCUGAAGAAAUCAAAAGUGAGAAAGACCUUGAGGAGCCCACCGAAAAGACCAGUUACCAAAACACAAUGCCAUCUGUGGAUUGGCUGGGAUUCAAACGAACACUGGGACACUGGGGGGAGGAGUAUUGAAUUUUGCUUUUAAUAUACUGCUUCGCAGGUUUUUCUCUCAGACCUUGCCUUGAUUCCCUGCUGUCACUAGCCCUUAAUAAAAGUUCCUUUUGAGACAAUGCCUGUUUCAAGAAUUCUGCUUUCUUGGGUGGCUUACACAGCAGUUUAAUUUUAUUUCGCAUUUAUUUCUUAGCUAUCAUUUCAUUAUACCCUCUUCCAUCACUUACCUAAUCACUUUGCUUUCUUCUGGGAAUUUGAUAAGUUUAUUAUGUAACAGGUAAUGGACUCAUUUCUACCAUCUGCAUUUCCUGUACAUCAGUUCUAGAAGGCAAAAGAAAAAACAUUUUAUUCUUAUUUUUUUCUCUUGUACAGCUAUACUUCUGUAUUAUUAUCAUUUUAAAAAGUAAGUUCA